AUGAUCGACAACGCCCAAGCGACACCUCAAUAUCAAUAUCAAUAUCUACUGGCAUUAAGGCCAUUGCAUGCAAGUUUUCCAUCUGAGAGGCCACCCGAUGUCUCAUCUUCUCGGGCAUGCUACUUUGUACAAUUGUACGAGCACCGACUCGACUUCUCAGGGUACAUCGAAUACGAGGCUAUUUCAAUGACGAUGCACGGUCCCCAGGAACUCCAAGUAAAAAUACAAACGAUCAUUCCUCGCAACAUAGCUUACCUCCUUCAUCUAUGCCUGGCACCAGAUCCUCGCCGGGUGGAUUCAUCCCCAAGGACCAAAAACGCACCUAUCCAACACCACCUUCUUAUGCGGUUCCUCGCCCAACACCGCUUCCGCUUCUUUACUUAUACCACCAUCAAACACGAACCCACCAAUGACGCACUUGAUGUAGAUGUAUCUGCAUACUGCUCGCGCACAAGAAGUCGGCUGGAAGAUGAUAACGAGGAGCAUAUAGUGUCUCUCUUUUCCGAGUUCCUUCGCGUCAAAAACACCCCAUCCUCCGGUUCAAUGAAAGUUGAAGCGGACAAGGAAAAUCAGGGUUUUGGCAUAAAGAAUCUGAACGGCCCCCUCGAUGGAGUAGCCAGCGAUGCAUCAGGCAUACAACGAUACCAUGGCGUGAUCUAA
Molecule: messenger RNA, 660 nt
Organism: Suillus subalutaceus
Lineage: Eukaryota; Fungi; Basidiomycota; Agaricomycetes; Boletales; Suillaceae
Exons: 6
Coding region: 1-660 (219 amino acids)
Source: RefSeq, a predicted model, not a curated record